Messenger RNA from Suillus bovinus, 1059 nucleotides. RefSeq names its product ribosomal protein L1p/L10e family-domain-containing protein. Lineage: Eukaryota; Fungi; Basidiomycota; Agaricomycetes; Boletales; Suillaceae. The transcript is spliced from 4 exons. The coding region runs from base 1 to 1059 and encodes 352 amino acids. The record is from RefSeq and is a predicted model, not a curated record.
AUGGCGAAAACAGAAUUAAUCGACUCCCAUGUUUCCGUGAAACAGUGCACGCGAGCCGUACACGCACUGCACGCAUAUGCCCUAAAAAAACAAAAAGACCAGGAGGAAACCGAACUUUUACCAUCCAACGAGCAACAUGUAUGGCUACAAAUCACAGUGAAGCGGAUGCACCCCGAACACAAGAUCAAACCAUUCAAAAUCCCACUCAAGCAUGCUCUCAUCGAUCCACGAGUUACGUCCGUCUGUCUCAUCACCAAAGAUCCUCAGCGAGAGUACAAAGACCUUCUCGAGUCUCAUAAAAUCAAAUUCAUAUCAAGGGUCGUCGGGAUAACAAAACUCAAGGGCAAAUUCAAGUCCUACGAAGCCAGGCGAAUGCUGCUGAAAGAGAAUGGGAUGUUCCUAGCAGACGAGCGCGUCAUUCCUUUACUGCCGACCUUGUUGGGAAAGAAGUGGUUUGAUGCAAAAAAACAGCCAAUCCCGGUCUGCUUGACGCGUAAAGACCUCAAGGGUGAAUUAGAACGAGCCAUCGAGUCGAGCUACAUGCAUCAGAACAGAGGGACGUGCACGUCUGUUAAGAUCGGUCUGCUAUCACACACGCCAGAAAAAAUCCUCGACAACAUGAAAAUAUCUCUCCCCGCCAUCGUGAACAAUAUAAAGGGUAACUGGGAUAACAUUCAAAGUCUUCACAUCAAGACGAAUUCAAGUAUCAGUCUACCGAUAUGGACAUGCGAACUCGGGAGUGCUACUGGUGGACGGUGGGAUGGUAUGAUCCAAUCCAAGGACGCACCUGAGGAGAGUAAGUCAGAUGAAGACUCUGAUUCCAACGACAUAGAUAUGGAUUCGGAGGAAGAUGUGCCGGAAGUGCCAGUCAGCAAGGGUAAGAGCAAGGGCACGAAGAAACCCCUGAACGAGAUUGUUACGAAGUCGGUUACACCGAAGGAGGUGAAACAAAAACGGAGCACUGAAGCAGCGGAGAAGAAGAAAGUGAAGAUUGUAAAAGGUGGUCCAGCAAAGAGUGCGAAGGGAGCCCUUAUUGGCAAAAAGCCAGGUCGACCGUGA